GAAUUGAGAUUUUCCUGGUUUUGUGCUAUAUGAAAUUAAGCAGUUGUUUAUUUGUUUUAAUUCAAAUAGAAAUCGAGUCACUGGAAUUUACGAACUCAGUUUAUGCAAGAUGGCAGACACAGGUAGUCCAGGCAUGCAGAGGAGGAGAAGGAAAAUCUUGGAUACAUCAGUGGCAUAUGUGCGGGGAGAAGAGAACUUAGCAGGCUGGCGGCCUCGUGGAGACAGCCUCAUCCUUGAGCACCAGUGGGACUUGGAGAAGCUGGAGCUCCUGCACGAGGUGGAGAAAACCCGCCACUUCCUGCUGCUCCGUGAGAGACUUGGUGACAGCAUCCCCAGAUCCCUGAGCGACUCGUUGUCCCCCAGCCUCAGCAGUGGGACCCUCAGCACCUCCACCAGCAUCUCCUCUCAGAUCUCAACCACCACCUUUGAAAGUGCCAUCACACCCAGUGAGAGCAGUGGCUACGACUCCACAGACAUUGAAAGCCUGGUGGAUCGAGAGAAAGAGCUGGCUACCAAGUGCCUGCAACUUCUCACCCACACUUUCAACCGAGAAUUCAGCCAGGUGCACGGCAGCAUCAGUGGCUGCAAGUUGUCUGAUAUCUCUCCAGUCGGACGGGAUCCCUCUGUGUCCAGUUUUAGCAGUGCUACCCUCACUCCCUCCUCCACCUGCCCCUCUUUGAUAGAUGCUAGGGGCAACUCUUUGGAUCAGAAGACCCCAGAAGCCAAUUCCCGGGCCUCUAGUCCCUGCCCAGAAUUUGAACAGUUUCAGAUAGUCCCAACUGUGGAAACGCCCUAUUUGGCCCGAGCAGGAAAAAAUGAAUUUCUCAAUCUUGUUCCAGAUAUUGAAGAAAUUAGACCAGGCUCAGUGGUCUCUAAGAAAGGAUAUCUGCAUUUCAAGGAGCCACUUUCCAGCAACUGGGCUAAACAUUUUGUCGUGGUCCGUCGCCCCUAUGUCUUCAUCUAUAACAGUGACAAAGACCCGGUGGAGCGUGGCAUCAUUAACUUGUCCACAGCGCAGGUGGAAUACAGCGAGGACCAGCAGGCCAUGGUGAAGACACCGAACACCUUUGCUGUAUGCACAAAGCACCGUGGGGUCCUUUUGCAGGCUCUCAAUGACAAAGACAUGAACGACUGGUUAUAUGCCUUUAACCCACUCCUUGCUGGCACAAUACGGUCAAAACUCUCCCGCAGAUGCCCAAGCCAACCGAAGUACUAGGUGACUGCCGAGCGCCCUCACUCGCCUUCCGAGAGAUAAAGAAAGUGUUAACCUCUCAUUCCUCUUUGUGAUUCUUGAUGGUUAUUCUUGUGUGUGAUCCUGUGGCUUAAGUGCUCGUCCCUUCUCGUCCAGCACUUUUUCUGUCGCUCCUGGCCCCCGUCCCCAUUGCUCUGUACUCUUUUCUUUUUUCCUGUGCUGAGAAUCUUGUUAGAAGCAUGUGGCCUAACAAAAGGGGGGGAAAAACGAACAAAAAAACAAAAACCCAGAGGGGAUCCAGUGAAUCUCCCAAUUAUUUUUUGGUGUAUUUUGGCUUCCUUUUGUGUGAUAGGUCCCCAUAUGACCACCUCUGAUGUCUGUACUUCUGUCUUUGGAUAUCUCUGUCUGUUGUUCAAGACAACAUAAUACUUUUUUCUUUUCAUUGUGAUAUAAUUUUAAUUUUUCUUGGGUGGCUUAGAGACAAAAGGAAGAGACAUCUGGUCUUUUUUAGAACCUGAGAGGAAAAAACUUAACCUUUUCCCCUUCUGUCUCUUUUUGCCAUGACUAAUCCUUACAUUUUCCAUUCAGGGAAAGGGUUGUAGUGAGCUUAGAAAUGGGACAGGUAUAUUGUCUGAAAUUAGGGCUUAUUUAGAACAUAGUUAUGUAAUUUUCAUUUAGUGGAAGAGACUUUUCAGCAGGUUUGGGACAGUGGCUACUGUUGACCUUUUAAGAAGGAAAGAGCCAAGGCUAUCGCUGAUGGAUUUCAAAGGACCGUGGGACUUGGGCCGUGACAGUGGGGGUCAGUGGGAUGCUUGUAGUUCCUCACAGCAGGGCUCCUGUGAGCUGUUUGUCUCCACUGGGAGGGACCCUCUUCUCUCAGAGUCUCAGUUCUGUUCUUGGAGUUAGUAAUGACAGUGGUACAGUUUGGAAUUAGUGCCAUGAUGUCAUAUACAAAUAUCCCGCAAGGAGGGAGUGUUUCACUAUCUGGUGAUGAACUUGAUGGUCUUUGUCAUCAUUAUGAUUAUGAUUAUGCCAGGUAGUGACCUUGUGAUUGUUGUAGCUCCCUUUGAUCAAAGAAAUCUAACUCUUAAGUGUAAACUUGGAUGUCUCCCUCUGAAUCCAGAGGUCAUUUUCAGUGAUCCUUGUCAAAUUGAAAACACUUUCAAUGAUGCUUGUCUCCCUAUGCUCAUAGAUAAGUGAACAUGGCAGGCUUUGCUUUCUGGACCCCAGAAUUAUAACGGACUUCCUGCCACCACUAAGAGCAAAAGGACACCUGGGGGCAGAGAAGAGGGUCCACCUGAACCCUGGCCCCAGGCCUGGUCAUUUGUCUCCUCCUUGGUUAUCUCCGUCGUGCGUGGAAAUACUGCCAGAGGAGGAAGGAGGAGCUCACUGCUGGUAGCCUCCUUCUGUGACAGAACAGGAUCGCCUGCUUCCAGAGGCCAUUGUGGAAGAUGCUCUUUCUCUUUCAGCUGCAGUAAGUGUCACAGGAAUGACAUGGGAGAGAAGGCCUCCAGUUACUUCAGUUGCUUUGCCAGUUGACUUGGGCUGUUCUGUACCAUCCUUUACUGCCCUCGCUCACACCUCUGUUUGACCAUCCAUCCUUCAGGUGUUCAGGAAGGUAUCUGCUUGCUGCCACUUGGUGGAGAUCCUCCGCCGGGGGUCCUCCGCCUCGAGGGUGCUGACUCUUAGGUAGCAAAGGGGAAGGGUCCGUGCGCUCAGCAGGAUGGGUGCUGGGCAGGCUCACCAGCACCCAGACCCUUGCCUCUGCCUUCCUGGAGGGGCUCAUCUCCUGGCUUCGUUCAUCAUAAUUGCUUUGCAAAGAGGAGGAAAAGGGAGUCACGGAGAGCUUAACAAAAGAAAGACUAGAAAUCAAAGGCUAUGACCUUACCUGAAAAAUGAUCAAGAAAAAUUCUAUGGUAGAUUUUUUAACUUUCUUCCUCUCCUUAAAACAUAGGUCACUAACUCUAAUGUUACUUGUUUUCUAAAUGGUGCUUCAGACUUUAAAGUAGUUAGAGGUUUCUUGUCUAAUGGACACAAUGUGCCCUUCCAGUGUCCACUCAAAUCCAGGGUCUGCCCGUGCUUAGAGACAGCUUCCUGGGCUGAAAUUAAAUCUAGUUUCAGGGAAACGAAGAUGAGAUUUGAAGGUUACUUUUCGAAUUAAAUCAUGGCUGCUGCUGCUGUUACAGAGUCUGAUAGGAGGGCCCGUGUCUGUGGCAAAAGGAGGCCGGGGAGAGCCGAGGGAGAUAGAAUCAAGUGAUACAGUAAGAUGUUUUUUAUUCUAACUUAAACAAAACUGGCUUGGAAAGCCUUUGCUUUGGAGCGUCAGAUACUAGAAGAGGCCGAGGUGAGAAGGCCUUGUGAGGCAGUGGGGGCCUUGGCUGCAGCCCCCCGGCACACAGCCCGCACUGGCGCCCCUUCCUCAAGGGGUCUGUUUUCAGAUUGGAGUUGGAGCAGCUUCAGGAUUGAUGGUCCCUUUCCAGGCAGGCCCGUCCCCACUUUGAAGCUCUGAGAGAGAGUUUAUGGCAGGAAUUAUUUAUGAGGCUUUCAUGGAAGCCAUAGUGUCAGGAAAGUUGAAAGAACUCAAACCUUUAAGGAAACCACCUUUUAAGGGUUGGUUGGUUUGCUUUUUUUUUUUUUUUUUUUUUUUUUUUUUUCUUGAAGCACACCUUUAAACAAGCAAAUAAUAAUUAAGCAAGAAAGAACACUUAUACAAAUUUAGGGGAAAUGAGCGCUAGAGUAGCCAUCUCCUCCCCUCCCUCCCCCAUCCUCCUUUCUCCCGCCAGAGCAAAAGACGGCCUCACAGCUUCCACCAGACCAGUGCUCACAGCCUCCUGUCUCCGCGCCUGCCUGGGGGUCACUGAGCUCUCAGGCCGGGCUCUGCGGGGUCCGCCAGCCCACGCACACAGCCACGAGCGCAGGGAAGGGCUGCUUUUGGCAGCUGGGUGAGCACUUGGAUUCCAGUACGUUUUGGUAAUGUGAGGGAAGUCGAGGGAAAUGAUUUUUCCCAACUAUGACUACUCAAAUUGUGGGUGAGAUUUUUCAGCUCUUGUAAGAUGAAGGAAUCAAUGAAGCCAUUGUGGAAGAUCUUUUGGUACCUAAAGUAAAAUGACUUCUCCUGGCACAUAUAUCAAAGCAAAGACUUUGUUGUCUGCUGCUUGUUGUCUAAUUUACAGGGAUAUUUAAUUUUGUAAGGUAUUUGUAUAUUUAUACAGCUAUAAUUAAUUGCACAUUGAUCUGGAAAAGCAAGGAUGACCUAGCGUGUAGCACCUGCUGGUACUUGGCAUUCCCUCGUCUGGGUUCCACUAGGGUUCUCCUGGACAGUAUCAGGGCUUGUUCAUUUCUUGUUUGACUUGGGUCCUUCAUUUUACCUUUUGGUUCCCUUUUUAAAAUGUGAUUGUUAACCUGCUCUUUAAAAAGAAAGAGACUAAUUUUGCUGCUGCUCUCAGAAGGUUUGCUGAAUGUAUUUAAAUAGGACUCUAACUCGUGUGCACUGCAGCUGUCCACUGUGGCCAGUGAUGAUUCACCCAAGUGUGUGGCCAGACCAUGACUGUGUAGCAGGAAUGUAUUGAUUUGUGCUUCCUUAGUAAAUGGAGAUAUCAGCUGAGAGAUGAUCUGCUGCUGUUGUGUUCCAAAAGGCCAUUUAUGAAACCUGUGUUCGAGCCCCAUAAAAUCUUAGGAAAGCCUCUAGUCAUUUAAAGGAAGAAGUUAGAGUUGAUACAAAUUUCACAUUAAAAAUUCAGCCAAAACGGCUUGUGCUCAGACGGAAUGUCCGAGUUGAGGUUGGUCUCUUGCCAAACCCUGGCCGUCGUGUGUUGUUUUCAUGUCUUCAAGUUAAUUUUUUUCAUGCUGCGUAUUCUGGCAUCAGUUCACCUGAGGAAUCCAUCAGCCUUCUUGUGAGUCGUCUUAGACUUUGUGGCUCUGAAGUACUUGUCCGGUGAGACUUCAAGUCCCUUGUCACCAUCCUCAUGCACAAAACCCAUGAAGCAUAAGUGGCCUUUUUGAACCAAGACUUUGCAAACUGAUCUCUCCCCAGGGAAGGAGUUGAGCACAUUUAGCAACAAUGUACAUUAUUAAUUUCAGAUUCUCAUUUUCAUGUUUUAUUAUGUAAAUAUUAUCUGAUGUUCAGAGCCUGAGUAUACAGAAUGUAAAUAUAGUUCUUGUAUUUGUACUAAUUCUGGUUCUUUUGCUGUAUAGCCUUAGAUGUGCAAUGCAGACAUUAUCUAACUGUGUAUGGUAACCUUGCAUCACGGAACUAUUAGUGAACGAGGUAAAAAUAAUAAAGGUACAACCAGUGCAUCAGAA
Messenger RNA from Delphinapterus leucas (beluga whale), 5494 nucleotides. The record is from RefSeq and is a predicted model, not a curated record. Lineage: Eukaryota; Metazoa; Chordata; Mammalia; Artiodactyla; Monodontidae.